AUGUCUCCUGACGCGGAGUCAGUGUCUUCUUCUUCGUCUUCCAGCUCAGAUGAAUCCGGCGCUCCUCCACCUCCGCCUUCGUCUGUGGGUUCGUCGGGUGGCGCUUUGAGGGUGUCCUAUACUUCCAGAAAGUCUCGUCACUGCACCCUGUGCAAUGCCAAGUCCACUGACCAGUCACCUCUGGAUUAUUCGGAGGAUAUUUUUCCAGAAGUGCAGGGAAGAAUCCCGUGGAGAUCUUACGAGAAGGUCAAAAUGGAUGACGGAGAGCAAGUUCGUGUGCCCUCUGGAAAGCUUGGCUUGAUUUGCUUCAACGUCUACAGAGCCCUCGGUUUGCAGGCCACGUACAAGAAAGUUGAAGACUACUUCAACUGGGUCUCCGUGAGAAAAAAUCAGGUCGUGACCGAACAUAUUUUCGGCAAAGAAAUUCAGGGCUGCUGGAUCUUGAAAGGGAAGAAAGGUGAAUACGAUUUUGAAGAGUACCAAGACACCGCUCUGCAAGAAAAAGAGCAAUUGCACAAUUCAGCAGAUGCUCCCUUUUCUGAAGAAGCUUUGGGCCGCAAACGCAAAGCCAUGAUGGACGAGUUCGUGGAAAGCUCCACUACGAGAGACAAGGCCAGUGUGGAAGGCCAAGAAUUGCCCAUGCAAGGUUUGCUUGCAGCCAUCCAAAUGGGACAUGAUCCAUCUUCUGGUUCCACUGGUGAGGCGGUUUCCACCGUUUCCGCCUCCGGCGAGGUUCAAAGCCAUGAAGCAGAAGAGGAGUCCACCAGCGACUGCGCGUCAGAAGAGGAAGAGGCCCGCCCAAGCCUUUCGUUCGCCCCCCGACCGCCGAAGGCCAAAGCCCAUGGCAAGCCUGCGGCGAAGCCUCAGGCUAAAGGAAGCACGCAGCCGUCGAAAGCUCCAAGUUCUUCUGUCGUGCCUGUCCCUGCACCCAGUGCGCCAGCCGCCAAGAAGACCACCAAGACAGAGCCUGCUCCCAGCAAAGUUCCCAGCAAAGGCACAAAAGCUUUGCAACAAAGCGGCAGCGACCAAAGCUUAGAGAGCGCAGCGACGCUGCUUGCAGACGGUCGGGCCCAGAGGGCCUUGAAGAAUUUGCAGGAGAGUGUUGCCAAAUGGAAGUCCCAGCUGGCAGACAUUCGGGUCGACGAUGCGCCUCCUGCGCCUGAUGCCCAGGCUCAGACCAAAUUUAAGCAAGCGUGCAUAGACAGAGCCAAUGUUGCCAAGGCCUUGGCCCGGCAAGCCCGAGACUAUGGCAAGCGCAUGGACAAGAGUUCCAACAAGGACAAUUUCUUAGGGGAGCUCGAGGAACUGCAAAAGGUGGAGUUUGCUGCUGUGGCUGUCCAGGCCUUGUUUCAGAUAGCUGGUGCGCAGAAUUCAGCUCCAACUGCUGUUGUCAAAGCCUUUGAGGAUGCCAGCGAGCAUGUUGAUCUCUUAGGCUGCAACGCUCUCGGAGCAGGUUUCCAGCUCAAGUACGCUUUUGCAAAGGCGGGCUCGCAUUGUUUGUACCAGGAGUACGAAAAGUAUUGCGCCGCCUUCUUGGGGUCUUCUGAGUUGAUGAAGGGCCUUGCCGAGAACAUUGGCCAAGAUAGUCUGCAGAACCACGUCAUGGCAGAAAUGGAAGGCCGCCUCACUUUGGCUUUGAGGACCAUUAAGCCAACCGACGUCCAAGCUGUUGUCAAUGGUCUUGAGGAGCCCUCCAAUCUUCAAGAGUGCGCUGAUCUGUGCAAAGCGGUCAUGGACGUCGGUCAGAAACAUGGCUCUGACUUUUUGGCUUCUGGCCUUGGCAAAGCUUGCACGAUUGCCUUUGGCAUAGUUAGUUCUGCAGAUAUUGAAGUAACCAAUGACGCCCUCAAAGAGAUUCAGUCAUUCAGGGAGGGCGACGCAAAGGAUGAAAAGCCAGGAGCUAUUAUGGUUUAUUUCCUGGAGCACACAGUUGGUAAAUCCUUAGUGGAUUUGGCCACUGGCCGGGUUGGAGCUGGGGAGACCGAAGCAGUUGCCACUGAACAUCUCAAGACCUUGCAAGGAGAAGUGUCCAAAUUGCAAUCAGUGUGCUACGCAGGCUCAGUUGCCGGUGUCCAACUCAUUUCUGCCGAUUUGGAACCAGUAGACAAGCUUAUUGGUGAUUGCCAGAAAAGCAUCGCAUGUCUGAAGAGCGGCAAGGACACCAAAGGCAAGAAUGCAAAACAUGAGAAGGCAGACGCAGCAGAGAGCAAACAACGACAUCGAGCGCAUGAUCGCCUGGUGGAAGCUUUGAAUGAAUACAAGGCCUCUUUCGCAGAGCGGGCGCGGGAACUUUUGCUGCAGGAGUUGAAAGCAAACCUUUCUGAGCAGUUGCUCCUUGGCGUCAUCUCUGCAAUGCUUUGGACAGUGACUGCAUGGUCACAGAAGAAGGUGCUGCAGGAUUACGAAAGCUUGUCAGUUCAGUUGUGUUCCAUGGCCAAGUUUGUCUUUUUCCAAAGCCCGAAGUUCAAGGGAAAUGCAAAGCAGCAAGUGGAUGUUAGCGCUACGGAUCUGAAAAGCUGGGUGGAAAAGCUUCCAGAAAAGUUGCUUGAAUGGGUUGGCGCUGAUUUGACCACCUCUAUGAGAGUCACAUUCUUGUCUGUUUGUGAGGAACACCAGCGCUCAUUGUUUUCAGCAGGAUUAGAUGCCGUCGCUGACGUGGUUAAGAAAUGCGUUGGUGGACCGCUGCCUGCGUGUGAUAAUCUCCUGCAGCAGCAGCUGCUGAUGAAAAUUCCGAAAGCGCAUAGCCUCAAGCCUGUCGUCACAGCGUUUCUCAAGGUUGUGGGCCAUGAAGGAGGCACCGAUGACAAGCACAAGGAGGUGGUGGACCUGCAUUCAACAGGCAAUCUUCUUUGUGAUGCUUUCGGUUUGCAACCGAAUGAGGCGGAUUUUGAGAAGAGCUGCUUGAAGGAUGCGGUUCCUUGGCUGGAGGGUGUUGCUAAAAAGCUUGCAAGAUAUUUUCUUCAGAAGUUCGAAGACGCGACCGCCAAGUUGAACGCCGGUGUGAAGAAGGUGAUUGCAAUCAAGAUGCCGAGCUUGGACAUGGAGGACGAGUACCGGAAGCAGGGCGUGAGAGUUGUGGGUACCCUUGCUCAGCUCACGGCUGCGGUAGAGGACGACAUCAAGACUUUAAGGGAUGUGCGACAAGCCCUGUCCAACCUGAAAGGCGUCAAGUUCGCUCCGCAAGGGAAACCUCCAGCUGUGGAAGAGAUAUGCGCUUUCCAAGCAAGGUUUCAGGAUCCUUUUGCUCCGGCAACUUACGAGCUUGAUGCUGGCAAGCAUGCAAAAGAAGCAUCCUUCCAUGUGGCCGCAGUGGCUGCGUUGUGCUUGCUUCGGAGUGACGGCAUGAAAAAGGCAGACAGUAAGACUACCAAGCAGGUCGCAGAUGUUGCUGUUACUUUGCGGGGCAAACUGGAGCUCGUGGCAGAAGAUUCUGCGGAUCUCAAGACAGCCGGCAAGCGAUUGCUCGAGGAGUGUGAGACGUACGGAAAAGUCUCGCCAAGGGCAGCGAAAGCCAAGGCGGCGACAGAGACUAGCCACAGCUCGGCAUCCAAGAAGUCGCGAGUCGCUGAGGCACAGGAUGCCGGCAAGAACGUCAACAAGGAGGAAGCGUCCAAGAAUGCGACAGACACUCAGAGCACACCGCCGCCAGAGAAGGCAGCUGCAAUGGAUUCUAUCCCAGUUGCAGAAGAAGGCGCUGAGAACCCGGAGAAGAAGCCGGAGGAGACAAAAGAAAGCAACAUAGAAAAGGACAAAAAGGAGAAGGAAGAGAAAAAGGAGAAAAAGGAGAAACAGGAAAAAAAGGAGAAGAAGGACAAGAAGGACAAAAAGGAAAAGAAAGAAAAGAAGGAAAAGAAAGAAAAGAAAGAAAAGAAAGCAAAACGCGACAAGAAAGACAAAAAGGAAGGAGACAAGAGUGGCAAAAGGAAAGGGAACAAGGAAGAGAGCCUCCAAGCAGGAAAGGCAAAGACGGCAAACAAGAAGGGAAAACCGCUGGCGGUCAGCCCCAAGAAGAAGCCUUUCGCAGCGCGGCAGGCUCAGAAGAUGAGCCCUUCGAGCAAGGCAGAUGAAGGGCGUGGCCGUGGGCGUGGGAAGGGCCGCGGCCGAGGCCGAAGUCGAGCGACAGGCCAAGCAGAGGCAUUCAAUGUUGUUGAAGGCACGCUGCUGCCAACUCUGGCCAGGGAGAACCUGCAAGGCUUCAAAGCCGUGUUGCCGCGAAAUCAUCCGUUGGCCCUAGGCUUUGUUGGUGGAGAGCAAACCCGAGCAAUGGAUGAUUUGGAGUUGACCUGGGGGUCUUGUUGCUCUGGCAGCGAGGGCGUCCACUAUGUAGUGGAAGCAUGUGCCCAGGCCAUGGAAGAGACAGGUUUGCCAGUCACUUUCCAGCACGCGUUCUCAUGUGAAAGCAACAAGGCCAAACGAUCCUGGAUUGCUGAUGUCUUGUGCAAGGGACAAGUGUUCAACUCUGACAUGCACGAAACCUUUGCUACUCAUGCAGAAGUUGGCUGCAUCUUUGAAGAUAUCAAGGAUAUGGGCAGUGAAAUGAGCAAGUGCAGCCUACAUGGAAAGGAGUGCCCAGUUCCUUCGGUUGAUUGCUUGUUUAUAGGAACGAGCUGCAAGGACUUGUCCAGAGCCAACAGCUCCGUAGACAAAAGCAAACUGGUUUUGUCGCAGGAAAGCAGCAGAGGAGCCUCUGCGCAAACCUUUCGAGGCAUGCUCAGUUAUUGCCAGGGUCACAGACCGACGUUGGUUUUGUUUGAAAACGUGGACGCAAUAGAUGACAAAGUUUCCAGCAACACUGAAACAAACCUUUCACUGCUCAUGAACGCCAUGAAGGAACUGGGCUAUGAGGGCCAAAAGAUCAUGACUGAUGGCCAGGAAUUUGGGCUUCCUUGCCGACGUCGAAGGCUCUAUGUGAUGUUCAUCGACAAAGAAAGCAGCAAGGUAGACACACAAACCAAAACCUUGAGCCAGAUCUUUUCAACUUUGCGGACUUUGGUGACUUCUUGCAUGCGGUCGCCGCCUUGUUCCAAGGAGUGCUUGCUGAGCCCGUCAGAACCAGAUCACUUGGAACUCUUGGAGAAAGCUUUGGGGGAGCACCAGAAAAGCGCGCAAAAGGCUGCCGAGAAGAAAGCACCUCCACAAACAUGGCUUGACAGACACAUGGCCUAUGCAGAUGAUUUGGGUUAUCGGUGGGGGUCUGCCGUGGAUGAGGAGCUGGCAGGCAAUAAAUGGUACCAAACUUUGUCCAAGCGGGAGGCAGAUGCCUUGGUUUUGUCUAGGGUUGCCGAUCCAACGUGUGAAUUCCGCAAUGUGAGCCAGAGCGUGGGCCGUAUCAACUCAGUUAGCCAGAUUGACAACAAAGGAAAAGAGGUCGCGCCGACCAUGUUGCCUGGACAAUUGAUGUGGGUUGAGUCCCAACAGCGCAUACUCACAGGCUACGAGGCGUUGAUCUACCAAGGUUUCCCUAUCUUAUUAUAUCUGGCAAAGGCUCGAAGUUUGCCACCCGCUUGCAAUUCGCAAAGCUUUCUGACUGACAUCGCGGGCAAUGCGAUGGCAUUUCCUGUGGUUCUGGCCAUCUUCCAAGCCACGUUGGCCUCUGUGCCCUGGUUGCCUGCGCAUGACAGUGAAGAUGAGGAUGAUAAUGAUGAGAAUCAGGAGGAAGACGUCUCACCCCAAGAUUUGCGGCCGCUAUACAAGAAAAAGUUGGGAACUUGCUUGCGGGUGGCCCUGUGUGAUGUUGGGGACUGGAAAGAAGUUGGGUGGAUGGUUGAAAGUUUUUUGUUUUUUCAAGGCUGGGUUUUUGACGUGUGA
Molecule: messenger RNA, 5808 nt
Organism: Cladocopium goreaui
Lineage: Eukaryota; Dinophyceae; Suessiales; Symbiodiniaceae
Source: the annotation of a GenBank genome assembly